AUGGACGAAAACGCAAACUCGCAUUCUCCUCGCUCGCGCUCGCGCUCUGAGUCCCAGUCUCGCUCGAAUUUGUACCAUGCACAUGGCCAGAAACACAAGCACAAGCACAAGCACAAGCACGGGGAGAAGCAUAGGGAGGAGGAGCAUAGACACAAGCUUAAGCAUAAGGUGACGUUGAAGCACACACAGGCGCAGGCGCAGCAGCAGGGGACACCGAAGAUUUAUAUCCCGAGGCUUAAUGCCAGUACGAGUGUCUCGAAUGCAUCGACCUCGAAUUCGAUGGUUGCCUCGGGCUCAGGCUCGGGUUCAGGUUCAGGGCUGACGCUCGUCAUACCCUCUCUCAAGAGUCUCAAAGCUGCACAAUCCCAAUCUCAAUCACAAUCACAAUCGCCGUCGCAGGCACAGGCGCAGGUGCAAGCAUCGAUUACGAGCAGAGCGGCCGCGGCCAGCUCGUCUGCUGCGACGCCGGUGGGCAGACAUCAGCAGCACAGACACCACCACCACACGGCUGUGUAUCCGUCUCCGGAAGUCGACAUUGACAUCGAUGUGGAUGACGAUGAUGAUGGAGAUGCGAAUGCGGAUGUGGAUGGUGUUGUAGAGGUCGAUGACCGUGGUCAUGAUGGUGGUGGCGGCGGUGGGGGUGAGGGAUAUGCUGAGGGCGAAGGCGAAGGCGAAGGAGAGGGUGCGGGUGCGGGUGGGGACGAUGAGGAUAUGGCGGACGAUACAACGCCAACGCCCACGCCAAUUCUACCGCCAACGGCACUGCCAAGUACGAAUGCAACUCCAGCUCCAGCUCAUACGGCGUCGCCUACGAUAACGCUGAAUUCGCGGGUCAAGGCGAAGGGGAAAUGGAAGGAUAAGGAUAAGUGGAAGGAUAGGGACAGGGAUAGAGAGGAGAAGGCGCAGAAGAUCCCGCGGCCUGUGAAGCUCAAGCCGCUGAAGGAGGUGCUCGCGAAGCUUAUUGCGCAGCUUAAGAAAAAAGACGACUACGCAUUCUUCCUCCACCCCGUCGACACAGCCAACGUGCCAGGCUACACAGACAUCGUCAAGCGGCCCAUGGACCUCGGCACUAUGGGCGAUAAAGUCGCCAGGGGGCGGUAUCGCUCGCUUGAGGAUUUCACUUCCGAUUUCAGACUAGUAACGACCAACGCGAAAAUAUUCAACCCACCGGGUACGAUCUACCACACAGAAGCAGAACGCCUCGAAACGUGGGGGUUGGAGCAUAUCGCCAAGGCGUCGGCGACGGUUAUACAGUAUGAGACGGAUUGGAAUAUUGAGAUUGAGAAGGAUGAUGAGGGUGCGGGGGGUUCUGGUAGUGGUGCGGGUGGUGGUGGUGCGGGUGCGGGUGCGGGGGGUAUGGGGGGUUUGGGAAGGGGCACGGGCACGGUGAAUGUGGACGAGGACGACGAAGAGCGAGAGCGAGAGAGGAACGGUACGCCCAUGGACAUCGACACUCCCGCAGGCCGCGGCGAACGCUCCGUGUCCGUUUUAUCCCAGCUUCCUUCCUCCUCUUCGCACUUGCACCAGCACCAGCAGCAGCCUUCGCGGCGCGGGCCGCGUGGUCCUUACAAGAAACACGGACAGGGGCAUGGACAGGGGCAGGGACAGGGACAGACGCUCUCGGAGACGUUGGAGCCUGAUGGAGGAUUGCCGGGCUCGAAAGAUGGGUUGGGCGCGUUCCCGCCCGGAUCGGAUUGGGCGCGGAUGAUGGUGCUUUUGAAGCUUAAAGGCAAACGGUACAAAACGAAAAAAGAACGACUGAGAAUCGAACGUGAAGGACCGCCGGUGUUGCCGGAUGGGAGUUUGGAUUAUAGUGAGAUGGAAGACCCAUUCUCAGUCCUGUCCCAUCUCGUCCCCGACCCGCCCCUGCCGGGAAGACCGGUUCUUGGGCCUGUUUAUCCGCCUUUUUGGGGGUCUGGGUCUGGGUCUGGGGCGGGGGCGGGGUAUCCGUCGGGGAAUGGGGCGGGGGCGGGUGUUGGGAAUGGGAAUGGGAAUGGGGCGGGGGUGGGGGCGACGACGGCGAAUGGGGCGGCUAUGGGUGCUGUGAAUGGUGCGACGACGACGACGACGACGCAAGGUGUAGGGGCGGGAACAGGCGCGGGUGUGACCUCGACGUCGGGGCUAUCGACGUACCCUCCUCUACCGCUUCCUGUUCCUGUACCUGUACCUAUACCACAGCAGGGGCAGGGGCAGGGUGUAGCCGGCCCUUCAUCCUCUGUGUCUGUGUCUUCGCCGGCGGUUGGACAAGCAACUGCGUCAGGAUCAGGAUCAGGAUUGGGAUUGGGAUCGAGUUCGAGUUUGGCGCCGGCGCCGAUUGCGGGCCCGAUUAAAGUUGAAGCGUCAGCUUCGACGUCGACGUCGACGUCUUCUUCUGCUGCUGGUGGUGGUGGUCAACACGGACACGGACACGGAGCAGGAAAAGGAACGGGAACGGGGAUGUAUCUAGGCCCGACGAGCGUCGGACUCGAGCGGCGCGCGUUGGAUUUGCGGUUUCUUGCUGGGCUCUCUGGUGUUGGUGUUGGUGGUCUCUCUGGUGGGGCGAAGACGAAGAGCGGUGGUACGGCUCGAGCUGUCAAUGGGAGUGCGAAUGGGAAUGGGAAUGGGACGCAAACUCCAACUUCAACUCCAACUUUAACUUCAACGCAGACCCAGAAGUCUCAACCCCAACCCCAGCAACCUCAGCGCAGAAAACACUGGACAAUCACGCGCGCUGGCACUAGCUCCGGUGGGGGGGGAAAGGGCAAAGAGAAGGAGAAGGAGAAGGAGGAUGUGGUGGGCGGGGUUGAGUAUUAUCAGAAUUUUUAUUCUUCUUCUUCUUCUUAUUCGACUGCGUAUUCGACUUUGUAUUCGACUUCGACGGCGUACCCUGCGCGGUAUAUGUAUGGGCUGCAUUCUCAGCACCUGCAGCAGGGGGUGCAGCAGGGGGUACACGCAGGCGCAGGAGGAGGAGGAGGAGGAGGGACGGAGAGCGGAUCAGGUCCGGGGACGGGGACGGGGGCGGAGCUCGGUAUGGGAUCUGGAACAGCAUCAGGCGCGGGAACAGGCACUGGAACAGGACCUGGACCAGCAACACCGACAGCAACACCGACACCAUGGUACACGCCUAGAGAAGCGUGCGUGCUUGAUUGGGGCGCGUAUGGGGUGCUUGGGGCGGGGUUGUGGGAGGGUGCUGGGGUGCGGGGUGGUGUUGGGGGUGUUGGUGUUGGGGGUGGUGCUGGUGGUGGUAGAACCGGAGCAGGAGCGGGAGAAGAGAGGGAUGUGGUGCUGGAUAUGGUCAGGGAUAGUUUGGACGUGUUGAGUGAGGAGGCUGUUAUGCGCGCUGAGCGCGCCAGCGCCAGUUCCAACGUUAACGUUAACGCAAGCGCCAGUACUAACGCCAACGCCAACGCCAACGCCAACGCCAGCGCAAACCCGACCGCAAACUACUUCACACCCCAGCGCGCAGCACAAGCCGAGGCGUACCUCCGCGACACCGUCUACGGCGGUCUGGAAGGGUUCGCGUACGUGCGGAGUGUGGCGGAGUUUGUGGAUGGGCGGGUGCGGGUGGAUGCGGAGGAUUAUGCGGAUGUUGAGCGGUAUGCGCGGGCGGGGGUGGGGGUGGGUGGGGAGCGCGGGGUGGAGAGGGGGCGCGGGGAGGAGGAGGAGGAGAGACAGGAGGACAAGGAGAGGGAGGAGAAGGAGGAGCAGAAAUACAACCCGCGUCUGCGGAUGCCGCUUGCAAAGUGGGUAGAGCGCAACGUUGUCGAUCCGCUCACGGGCGGCCGGCACGCGAUUCUUCGCGAGGCUGCGCGCGAGAUUGCGCGGCAGGCGCAGGCGCGGGCGUCGCGGGCCGGUGUGCCUUCGUCUGCACCUGCACCUGAACUCGACAUCGACGUCGGUCUGACGCAUAACCCAGACCCACGCACAAACACAAUCUCCUCGCAAGUAACUAAAUCCCUGCACAUCCACCCGCGCGCGCUCGGUGCGCUCGCGGAGCUUGCGAGAGUGAGAGGGGAGAAGAUUGAUAUGGGCGCGUUGAUUAGGAGGCCGGAGGAGCUGUUUGAGAGUGAGGAGGUUUGGGAGGGGAGGUGGGUGAGGGAGCGGAGGAGGGGUGGGGUGGGGGCGAGUGGGACGGGGGCAGGGGCAGUGGGUGGGACGGGGGUGGGGGCGGGUGCGGUGGGUGAAGGGACGGGUGGGACGGGUGGAGGGGUGAAAGAGGAAGAUGUGAAAAUGCGCGUUGUACAACCACAAGAAGAAGAAGAAGAGGAGGAGGAGGAGGAGGAGAGUGCGAUGGGAGGCGCGGGGAAAACGUGGGCUGGUGUCGAUUCGACGAUUAAGCAGGCUUUGGGUACUGCUGUCAGCGCGAAUGCGAAUGACGCUGCGAAUGCACCACAAUCACAACCAUUACAACCAUCAGCGCCAACAUCACAAACAGCAGCAGCACCAGCCACGGCGCCAACAACACAAGCACCUACGCCUACUCCAACAGCGGCACAAACACAAGCACCUACGCCUACGCCAGCUACAGCAUCAACACAACUACCACCAUCAGCACCAGCUACAGCGCCAACACAAACAGCUACAGCAACAGCAGCAGCAGCGGCAUACGAACAAGAAAGCCCAGAAGAGCUCAAUGAAGUGCUCGAUUAUGUAGCGGGCGUGAUUGCGCUUGUGGAUCGGAGGGUGCGUGAGGGGUUAAGGGUGCGGGUGGGCGCUGCGUCUGGUUCGGGGUUGGAUGCGCGUGGGUUGGAUGAGGGGGGUAAAGCUGAUGGGGAGAAGGAGGGGAAUAAGGAGGGGAAUAAGAUGCAGGUUGAUGGAGAUGAGGAUGAAAAUGGAGAUGUGGAUGGUGGGGAUGGAGAUGUGGAUGUGGAUAUGAAAGUUGAAGUUGAAGAUGAAGUUGAAGAUGAGGGUGCAGAGCCGCUGACGAAUCUAACGCCUGCUUCGACAGGUGCAAGUGUAAGCGCGCUUGGAAUUACCACCAUCGCGUCCGCGUCCGCGUCCGCCUCUCCAUUAGCCCCCACCCCUGCCCUUGCCCCUGCCCACCCCCAAACCCACAAAACCCACAAAACCCAAACCCAAACCCAAACCCAAACCGAACAACCUCAAACCCUCCCCCAAGAACCCCAAAAAGAAGAAGAAGAAGAAGAAGAAGACAAAACCCUGCACACAAUCCGGCUCAACCUCCUCGCUCUCUCCAAGCGCGCGCCGCUGGAUACGAUCGCGAGGUUGCAGGCUGAGCUGGUGCCGGAGUAUAUUAGGGGGGUUUUGAGGGGGUUUUAUUAG
This is a messenger RNA of Psilocybe cubensis, 5262 nucleotides long. RefSeq lists its product as uncharacterized. The record is from RefSeq and is a predicted model, not a curated record. Gene Ontology annotation, molecular function: protein binding. The coding region runs from base 1 to 5262 and encodes 1753 amino acids. The transcript is spliced from 5 exons. Lineage: Eukaryota; Fungi; Basidiomycota; Agaricomycetes; Agaricales; Agrocybaceae.